CUUUAGCAACUCUCGCCAUGUAUCGAUCGGACUGCGCGCGCAAUAAAAAUGACAUUCACUGUAUUUGUGUCUGAAAAUUUAGUGACACCGCCUCUUAGGUUAUUUCAGAUAUUAAAAUAUAAAACGUUCCUUGAUAAUCUAGUAAUAUAUAUUUAUCUUAGCGGCACUUAGAUGAUAAUUGAUUUGUUUUGUAAUGUUAUAGUCUGAGAGCUUCGCCGGCAGGACCUAGCUAGGCUUUAUUUCUUAGAUAACUUGAAGUGUAGACUUUACAAUGUGGACGAUCUGCGUGCCGGGAUGGAGUGCUGUGAUGGUGGCUGGCACCCUCAUCUUGUACGGGACCUUGGAUGUAGCGUACUUCGCACGAAUGAUGUAUACUGUAGCUAAAGCGAGGUACUUUAGGAAAAAGACCUGUAUUUUGGAUACAACUGACGUCCAAUCUUGGUGUCUGUUAAACGAUAUUGACACACUCCUCUACCACAUGAACAACGCGAGAUACCUUCGCGAGUUGGACUUCGCUAGAGCCGAUUUCUACGAGAGGACUGGCUUGUACGCCAACAUCAAGGCCGCUGGUGGUUCCGUACUACAGGCGGCUACUACCAUCCGCUACAGGCGUUACCUGAAACCGUUCACUAAAUUCACCAUCACAUCCAAAGCGAUCUACUGGGAUGAGAAGACUUUCUUCAUGGAGCAUGAGUUCAUCGGUCCUAGCGGCUUCGUGCAUGCCGUCGCGUUGUGCAGACAACGCAUCAUAGACACGUCUGUAGCUGCAAUCGCUGAGUUACUCCUUCAGUUGCAUUGCUCCGGAAGCUGCAAGUCGCCGCCCGAGAAGAUGACUUCUGAGCUGGAGCUGUGGGUGCAGAGUAACGAAGUGAGCUCAGCCAAGCUGCGACCGACCGUCGCCCUUCCUAUUCAAGAGCCACCUCACACUGGUUGCGGAGAGACGAUCCCAAACGCUUCAGAGUGAGGUCAGCUUAACCCGGACGAGGACCUGAGUUGUAAAAAGCACCAGUAGAUGUUGGUCCGCGUUCGGGUUCAUAUAGAUCGCCGUUUAAGCUACAAGCGUCGUCUGGAAAGGGCUUAUUAUGAUUUCUUAAUACACCUAAGUGAUAUUGCAUGGCAAUUAGUCGAGGGUGGCCGUUGUUUAGAAUGAUAUAUAAAUAUUAUUAAAUUGUGAGAUUACGAAGAUCUCUAACAAUUGUAUGUUAUUUUCUCAUAUUAGAAUUAAUCAUUCAUAACUUAAUUAUUUCUUGUUUUUAUUAUAUAUAUAUGUUUUACGCACAAUGGUUUACUAGAAAUUCUUUUAUUUUAUUUAAUUUAUUUUAUUUAUUAUAAUCACGUUUUAAAAAAUGAACGUUUGAAACGCGUAGAGUAAAUAAACUCUAUGUUUCGUUCGUUUAUUUGUUUCGUAAAUUGUUCAGAAUUAUUCUGAACAAUUUUAUUGUUAAAAGUUUCAAGAGUUCCUUGAAAUGCAAUAUUUUAUUAAAAGUGUAUGUAAACUAAACCUAAAGAUAAUUGUGGAUAAAGUCAUUAUAAUUAAUGAAAAAUAUAUUCGUAUAUUUAUUAAAAAAAAAACGCGUAAGUUAAUUUAAUCGUAAAUUUAAAAUACGACUGGUUAUCUGAAUCAUUUGAACUCACAUACGAACAAACUAUUAAAAUGGCGUCGGAAUCAUGGCGGUAAGUUAUAAAUAGUAAUAAAUGAUAAAAAAAUAUAAUUAAUAUAAUGUUGUAAACAUCCUUAUUAUAUUGAAAUAACAAAAAUUCGAUAACGAUAUGUUAUUGAGUAUUUAUUUUCUUUUCUUUAAACUAUUUUUUUAUUUUAUUUAAAUUUGUGUGAUUAGUAUUUAUUAACAGACAUUCCAAGCAAAUGUAGCAUUACUGUAAUGGAGUAUAAAAUACAUUUAAAAUAUGUUAUGUAUAUAAUAUCACGAAUAUUAAAAUAAUAUUUAUUGGGUAUAA
Molecule: messenger RNA, 1956 nt
Organism: Danaus plexippus (monarch butterfly)
Lineage: Eukaryota; Metazoa; Arthropoda; Insecta; Lepidoptera; Nymphalidae
Product: protein THEM6-like
Exons: 5
Coding region: 272-964 (230 amino acids)
Source: RefSeq, a predicted model, not a curated record